Molecule: messenger RNA, 2073 nt
Organism: Drosophila teissieri
Lineage: Eukaryota; Metazoa; Arthropoda; Insecta; Diptera; Drosophilidae
Product: UPF0598 protein CG30010
Exons: 3
Coding region: 1297-2016 (239 amino acids)
Source: RefSeq, a predicted model, not a curated record
AACUUUUAUUAGUGCCCCCAAUUCUUGGAAAUGUAUCUUAGCAUGUGGUGUUUUAGUUUAUGAACGUAUUUUAAUUCAAGUAACUGUAACACUGAAACCUGGUUUUGGAAUAAAACAACUUUUUAACAGUCACAACAAUCGGUUUAGCCACCUCAAGUCAUCCACGCCAAUAUUUGGGUUUAAUAGGAGGGGAUGGAGGGAGAAAUAAUGAAUAAUAAUAAUGAAUGCUUUACAAUCAAAAGAUUGCAUUUAACGCGUUAAUUAUUUGUUCAUUUCGAAAGCUCGAUUGCCAAAUGCCUUAAGGUUAUCGACAUUACUUUCGUAAAACAAACAAACAAGCGGAUCUAGAAGGUCUCGUUUGGAAGUUGUUGCAAUUGGAAAUCUGAGAACACAGCGAGUUACAACGACUGCUGAUUACUUUUAAAAAAUGUAGUGUACAGUGUUUCAUUCUUGACUUAGUUUGAAAGUAAAGAGUGGUUCCCUGUACGAGAUCGGGAUCUGUAUUUCAAGAAUUUCGACCUCAUCUGUGGGCCUAAGUACAAAUAUAAUCUUCUGACCAAAGUCCAUCGCUUGCUACUUUGGUGUUAUUCCACUUAACAGAACAAUCGGUCUGCUCAUUAAUAUGAGUUGACUCACGUGAUCAAAAUUCAAAGCGAGUUUUAAAAUGCACGACAAACUUGUACAAUUAAAUGCCAGCUAUUCAGUUUGUGUUUUCUUAUGCGUUUUAAGCUCCGAAAAGUUCCACUAAUUAAAGUAAUGAAACUGCCUAUUUUUCAAUCAUUACGUACAUUAGCUGGCUUAGUAAUAGAUCAACAAAUAUUAGCUACUGCUGCAGCACGUUUUCGCACUUGAAGUUAGAUAUUUUCAGUGGCUCUAACUGCUUGGAUCAACAGUGGUCAGGGAAUAAAAGAUACAUAGAUAAGCACAUAGAUUAUUAACCAUAUACACAACUUAAUUCAUUAGUAUUAUAUAUACACUUGUAAAUAUUAGAGAAAUGUAUACGUUUUCUUAGCUCUCCAUAUUGUUUAAAGCUUUUGUUUUAUCCUUGUGUCUUAGUGUAAUUUUAUACUGAGUGUCAUAAAACCCAGUCUCGAACUAAGCAUAUACUGUAGAGCACAUAAUUUAAGGUACAUAUUGGAGGUGAGAGUAUCCACAGUCCGUGGUUGUCAGUGGCUUGUGCCGCACAUGCCAUAAAAUAUUUUAUUUAUUUAUAUGUCUGUUAGCUUUUAGGUUGUUUUGCUCAUUAUCAACGAUUCAAAUGGGGUUUGUAGUCCCAGUCAGCGAUGAAACAGACUGAUGGACAUACGGACAUACGGGCUUAGUGGUGCAAGGGUGCGUCAGAGACCGGCUUUGCAAUUCAGAUUCCGGAUCCAAAUCGGACUCAAACCAUCCCUUAUAAACCUUAAUGUCGUUAGAUCUCCAAUCACAUCUUGUCGGUACGUACAGUAUAUCCAAGGUCAAUCUCCGGAGCCAAAAAUACGUGAAUACUUUUACUUCAUCGAUCAUGAGGGAAUGCUCUUUCUGGACGAUGCAAAGAUGAAAAACUUCACCAGCUGCUUUAAAGAGAAAGAUUUCCUCAAGUUCUUUUUCAACCGCCUGCGGCUGAACAAAACAAAUAGAUAUGAAAGCGAAUUUCCAUACAUUUCCCUUUGUGGCCGUGAAAGGAAUUUUAUUAGAUGCGAUGACACGCCUGUUGUGUUUACUGAACAACUAAGGAAGGACGACAAGGAGGUGCUCAGCUAUGCGCACUCGGGGCAGGUCCUAACCCUGCCUUACGAACCCCACAAACUAUACAUGGAUCCGCGUACCGGAAGGGUCUACCAUCCAGCGACGCCACAGGUGGGCGGAAUAGGCCUAGUCCGCUCCAAACUAGCCAUAGAGCUCAGCCAGCACUUUGAGUUCCCGGCUGGCGAGGCUUCCCCCACCCAUUUCCGAUGGAACGGAGAACGAUUGGAGCUGCAGAACGAGUGGGUUUGCAAUACUAAGCGGUUUCCCAUGAACGAGGAGUGUAAGUAAUUGAAUAACUUUAAUCGAUUAAAAUUGAGACAACGAUAGGUUCUAACUUACAGAGUA